Molecule: messenger RNA, 1957 nt
Organism: Megachile rotundata (alfalfa leafcutting bee)
Lineage: Eukaryota; Metazoa; Arthropoda; Insecta; Hymenoptera; Megachilidae
Product: DNA primase large subunit
Biological process (GO): DNA replication, synthesis of primer; DNA replication initiation
Cellular component (GO): alpha DNA polymerase:primase complex
Source: RefSeq, a predicted model, not a curated record
UUCGAACACUUAAAAAUCCGACGAUUUAUAAUGCAUUUGCAUAAUGACAUAUAUCGCAUUUCCUUUUGUACCGAGCGAUAUGUUCAAAUCCAAGCGGGAGAAAAGCGCGGGAAACUCAGUGGUGAGGCAAUGGCUGCAUACGAAUUGUUGCCUUUUGUUAAUCAUCAUUGUUUUGUUUCUUUUUUAACAAACCACGCUAAAACAGUGUAACGUUGAAGUAUCUUAAAAAGAAGAAUAUUUGAUUUUACAAAAUGGAAUAUACUAAAAGACGGCGACGUACAGUUAAUAUUGAAAGUAGUAACUUAAAAGAUAUUUAUCCACAUGACUUACAAGUGUAUAAUUUUCCUCCUUCAGGCGAAAUUCCAUAUGUAGAAUUUCAACAAUUGGGUAUGGAGAGAUUGAAACUCCUACAACAUGUUGAAAGCCUUGCUUCGAGAGCAGACUUAAAAUCAUUUGAUGACCGUAAACAGUAUUUAUGUACAAUAUUAAACAAAGAUGGCCUUAAAUAUUUUGCACAUCUUCUGUAUGCAAAAGGAUGCAAGUCAUCUAAUGAAAUAGAAUUACAAUAUAGAAGAAAGGAUCACAUAUCACAUUUUAUAAUGAGAUUAGCAUUCUGCUUUGAAACAGACCAUCGAACAUGGUUCGUUAAUCAGGAAGUUGAAUGGUUUAAAUUAAGAUUUACUUCAUUAGAUAAAGAAGGGAUAGAAAAAUUACUCAGCAUGCAUGAUAUAAACUGUACACAAUUGACACAAAAUGAAAAAAAUGAAAUUCGGGAAGAACUUCGUUCGUCUACAGGCAGGAAUGUAAAUGUUGAUACAGUUGAAUUCUAUAAAGUGCCUUUUCAAAAGGUUGCAGAUUUGGUUAGAUUACGUAGAGUUUAUCUUUCUAAAGGAACAGCGUUCAUUCCACAACCAGAUUUGAUAUCUGUGUUUGUUACAUAUUUUAGGUCAAUUUUACUUGAUAGUAUGCCAGAAUCAAGAUUUUGUUCCGCAAAUUUAUACGGUGACGAGAGGCUAACAUCUUUCCUCAGUUCUCUACGUGGUUGUUCUUCUAAUACAGCACCUGUUGUUUGGUCUUCAACUACUACGCCUGUACAAAAAUUGGAUGAGUUAUCAAAAACAUCGUAUCCUUUGUGCAUGAGAACAUUACACGACACACUCAAGACUCAACAUCAUCUUAGAAAUGCUGGACGUAUUCAAUACGGUUUAUUUCUAAAAGGUAUUGGUGUGUCGUUGGAGGAUUCUUUGCAGUUUUGGAAAACAGAGUUUUCAAAGAAAAUAGAUCCAGAUAAAUUUGGAAAACAAUAUGCUUAUGGAAUAAGACAUAUUUAUGGCAAAGAAGGAAAACAGACAAACUACACUCCACUCGGGUGUUCAAAAAUUAUAUCUUCCGCAGUGAAUGCUGGGGAAUAUCACGGUUGUCCAUUUAGACACAUGGACCAAGAAUCAUUAAAACAAAAAUUAUACAGUUGUGGUAUUCCAGCGCCAGGUGUUAAUGAAAUAGCAGAUUUUGCCAAGAGUGGUGAUUAUCUUAUUGCGUGCGCCACAUAUUUUAGGAUUACACACAAUCAGUUGCCAAGUAAAGCUAUUAUGCAUCCAAAUGUAUACUUUACGGAAAGCCGUGCUAUAUUAUCGAAGAACGAUCCUACAGAAAUGGAAAGCAAAGACAGAUUUUCGCAAAGCGGAAGAUUAAGUGAUAGAAUGAGUAAUACUCCUAAAAGAAUAGAAAGGCCUAUUGCUACACCUUCAAGAAGUGCUAAUAAAUCAUCAAGAAAUAUGGACAGAAUUUCUACACCAUCUAGAAAUGUAGAAGCAGUGAACAGGACACCAACGCGAGCAGCUAAAACAGUACCAAAGAAGAUAAUAGAUGAUCUAAAUAUGGAUGAAAUAAUGGAUGAGUUAAUGAAUGAAGAUAUGUGAAACAAAUAAACUGUCAAAUCUUUCGCAACAUUAUUUGA